This is a messenger RNA of Rhodofomes roseus, 1026 nucleotides long. RefSeq names its product IlvN-domain-containing protein. Gene Ontology annotation, biological process: L-valine biosynthetic process. The coding region runs from base 1 to 1026 and encodes 341 amino acids. Lineage: Eukaryota; Fungi; Basidiomycota; Agaricomycetes; Polyporales; Fomitopsidaceae. Gene Ontology annotation, molecular function: ketol-acid reductoisomerase activity. The record is from RefSeq and is a predicted model, not a curated record. The transcript has 8 exons.
AUGCCGUCCGCAAAGAUCUAUUACGACCAAGAUGCUGACCUCAAUGUCCUGAAGGACAAGACCAUCGUAUUCCUUGGCUUCGGCAACCAGGGCGCAGCACAGGCCCAGAACCUGCGUGACUCUGGAAUUCCCAACGAGCAGAUUCUCAUCGCGAACAGGCCCGAUUCGUACGCAGAGGACGCGAAGGCGAAAGGCUUCAAAGUUGAGCAUGACUUCGUGAAGGCCGCGAAGGCCGCCGAUGUCGUCUUCAUCCUUGUCCCCGACCAAGUCCAGCCACGAGUCUUUAACGAGACCUUCACGCCUAAUUUGAAGGACACCGCGGCGAUCGUCGUUGCCAGUGGCUACAAUGUGUUCUUCAAGCUUCUCAAAUUCAAGCCCACACAAGACGUCGUCAUGGUUGCUCCUAGGAUGAUCGGCUCCUCCGUGCGCAGUUUGUAUGUUAAGGGCAAGGGUUUCCCUUGCUUCGUCUCGGUCGAGCAAGAUGGUACCGGUAAUGGCCUGGCAGUUGCGCUUGCGUUGUCCCGUGCCAUCGGCGCAACCAAGGCUGGUGCGAUCGACUCCUCAGUAUACGAGGAGACUGCGAUGGAUCUCUUCGCCGAGCAAGCACUCUGGCCGAACAUCAUUAUGUUGUUCAGAGAGGCCUUCAGUGUCCUCAAGGAUGCAGGGUGCUCCGACGAGGCGCUCUGUUACGAGAUGUGGAUGUCGAAGGAGCCUGCUGAGAUUUUCGAGCGUGCAGCGGAGGACGGCUUCAUCGCGCAAUUAAAGCACCAUUCCACUGUUUCGCAAUACGGCCAACUGAGUGGCGCGCUUGCUCUGGAUGGUACGGCAACACGGGAACACUUCAAGAACAUCCUGCACAAUCAGGUCCUGAACGGCAAGUUCAGCGGCGAGUUCACCAAGAUCGAGGCCGACCUGGAGAAGGAGGGUGAUGAGAACCCGCUGAACGUGUUGUACAAGAAGUCGGAGGAGACGGAGCUCGUGCAGGCAGAGAAGAGAGUGCGCUCGAGGCUUGCCAACCUCUUGUAG